AACAACUUUAGACUAAUUUUAAUUAAUAUUCUAUUAUUUGCGAAACAUAUGUAUACUAUGCUACUAUAUAUUGAUAUUUAAAAGAUAAUCAAAUAGUAAAACAUUAUCGUAGUGUGGCGAUCGCCUGGCUGAUUUCAUUUGUUCAUCUUUUAGUAGUUCCUGCGUCUUUCACGGCAGGAGUGCGCUGACUAGGUGCGCGUUCGUUUCGUACUUUAGUGAAAAUUUUGUGGGAAGUUUCCGUGAAUUGAGUGGUGUGUGGUUAUAUUCAUGUAUUAAUGAGUGUACAUUGUGAGUCGUAUUUAAUUCUCGUUUCAUACUUUACGUUAAGUUGUUGAAAAUAUGAAUUCGGAAUCUAAUAGCCGUGUGUUAUGCCGACAGUCUACCACAGUGUUUUGUGUGUAGGUGUAUUUGUUAACCAUCAAAACGGUGUUGCUCGAUGAGUGUGCCAGUUGAUGAAAAUUAUUGUGAUAUGUUGUAGUGGCUGUGAGUGAUACCAGUUGAUGUAAACAUUUUAAUUAAAUGUUGUAGCCAAAGUGAGGGAAAAUGUCAAGACAAGAGAAAGGAAAAUCUGGGUUUUAUGUUCAGACUCAUUUUAUUUUCCCUGUAAAUGUUGAAUAUGAAUAUCCAGAUCAGUGUCAAUUCAAGUUUCCUAUUUGGUGUUUGUCAAUUAAGUUUCAUUUCAUUAUAUAUUAUUUUCCUCUGUUGCAGCUGGACACCAUCUUCUCGCGUCCCCGAAAGGGGGGGCGGGCAGGUGGUGGGCAGGUCCCCCGCCCACACUCUGAAUCUGAGCUCAAUGUUGUGGAGGACCAGCAGCGACAAUACAUUGAACAACUAGAUGAACUAGGGCUCAAUGACAAGUUAGAAGACAUGCUGAACGAUAUGAAUCUUUCAGAGGAGAAGAAAGAACCUUUACGAAAUCAAUCAGUUGAAGUAAAGAAAAAGAUGCUCCUAAUGCAUUAUAAAGGUUUAUACCAGGAAAAUAGAAACAAAUUUGAUAAGCCUGUAGAUUACAUUGAAUAUCUUGCCACCCCUGAUUUGAGUACCAACAAAAUGUACUCAUGUAUUGAAAGUCUUCGUAUUGCUCUCACCAACAACACAGUGAGCUGGGUAGAAGAAUUUGGAACCAAAGGAUUAAAGAGUGUUUUGUCCAUUCUUAAUGAGUGUUACCGCAAUGAUAGCAAAUAUGAUAGAAUACAACUGGAAUGUAUCCGUUGCUUAAAAGCUAUCAUGAACAAUACAGUUGGUCUGAGACAAGUAUUUGGCCAAAGAGAAGCUCUCACCAUUAUAGCCCGUUCUAUGGAUCCUAACAAGCAGAGUGUCAUGCUAGAAGCUGUUAAGCUUAUGGCUGCUAUUUGCUUAGUGCAGCCAGAUGGACAUGAAAGAGCCUUGGAAGCAAUAACAAUGAGUGCAGAGCUGAAAGGCCGGGAAAGAUUCCAACCUAUCUGUCAGGGUCUGAUGAUUAGGAAUGAAUCUCUGAAAACUGCCUGUUUACAAUUAAUAAAUGCCAUUGUACAAUCACCAGAAGAUUUGGACUUCAGAUUACAUCUUCGUAAUGAAGUUAUGAGAGCAGGUCUGAUUGACAUCCUUGAGACUUUAGAAAAUGACUGUAGUGAAGAUUUAAGUGUACAAGUAAAAAUAUUUAAUGAUCAUAAGGAAGAUGAUUACAAUGAAUUCAUCCAAAGAUUUGAUAAUGUUCGAUUAGAGCUGGAUGACGUUAAUGAUUGUUUUGAAGUUAUCAAGAACAUGGUGAUGGAUACUAUGGCUGAACCAUUUCUGCUUUCCAUUCUACAACAUUUACUGUUCAUUCGAGAUGACAGUCUUAUCAGAACGCAAUACUACAAGUUAAUAGAAGAAUGUGUAUCACAAAUUGUGUUGCACCGGGGUGGAUGUGAUCCAGAUUUCCGAGCUACACGUCGUUUUCAUAUUGAUGUACAACCACUUAUUGACACACUUGUUGAAAAAUCUCAAAUGGAAGAUUCUCAAAAAGUUGCUGAUCUGAGUGGGAAAUUAGAAGAAGCUAUAGCCAUUAGACAAGAAGCAGAAGCAAAACUUGCACACGCAGAAAAGAAAAUUAGUGAACUUGAACAAUUAGCUAGAGCUGGUGGAGUCAAGAUUGGUGGAAUGGGUGUGCCCCCACCUCCACCAAUGCCUGGAGGGCCACCGCCACCUCCAAUGCCUGGCAUGGGUGCUCCUCCUCCACCUCCAAUGCCUGGCAUGGGAGCACCACCGCCGCCUCCAAUGCCUGGCAUGGGUGCUCCUCCUCCUCCUCCGAUGCCUGGCAUGGGUCCUCCCCCACCAAUGCCUCCUGGAGGAUUCCGUAUACCAGCAGCACCUGUCAUGGAAGUCUUACCGCAUGGAUUGAAACCCAAGAAGAAAUGGGAUCUCCUUGCACCUGUCAAGAGAGCAAAUUGGAAGACAAUUGAUCCCAAGAAAAUGUCUGAGAAGGCCUUUUGGGUUAAAGUUCAAGAAGAAAAGUUGGCUUCUGCUGAUAUUCUUAGUGAACUUUCUCAGAGAUUCUCCACAAAACCUGUAGUUAAGAAAACUGAUGAUGCUGUUGACAAGGGUACUAAUGGUGGUACUGGAAAGAAAACAAAAGAACUUAAGGUUUUGGAUAGUAAAGUGGCCCAAAAUAUUGCUAUCUUAAUGGGAGGUUGUCUGAAGCACCUUAGUUAUCAAGAUGUAAAGCGAUUCAUUCUGCGAUGUGAUGACACUGUACUGACAGGAAGUGUGCUAGAGCAGCUUGUUCAGUAUCUUCCUCCUCCAGAUCAACUUCGUCGCCUAGAAGAAUUCCGCUCUCAAUACAAUGACCUCACAGAAGCAGAACAAUUUUGUGUCACUUUAAGUGAAAUAAAAAGGUUAUUGCCACGUUUGAAGUCAAUGAUUUUUCGUUUGCACCAAUCUGAGAUGGUUCAAGAUAUUAAACCGAACAUAGUAGCAGGUACAGCAGCUUGUGAGGAAGUAAAGAAUAGUAAGAAGUUUGCCCAAAUUUUAGAACUUAUUCUUCUUCUUGGAAAUUACAUGAAUACUGGAACUGCCAAAAGUCAAGCAUUUGGAUUUGAAAUAAAUUUUCUCACUAAGCUGAGAGACACUAAAGAUGCUGAAAACAAAAUGACACUAAUGCACUUUUUGGCAGAAACUGUAGAACAGAAGUACCCAGAUUUACUCAAUUUCCCAGAGGAACUGGGUCAUGUUGAUCGAGCUACUCGAGUCUCUGUUGAUACCAUUCAGAAAAUGCUGAGACAAAUGGAUGCGAGUAUUCGGAAUUUAGAAACUGACCUUGCAAAUAACAAAACACGACAAGGAGAAGAUGACUUAUUUGCAGAUACUUUUGCUAAAGAGGCCCGUGAACAGUAUGAAGUAAUGCAAAGUAUGUUUCAGAAGAUGGAUUCUAUAUUUACAGAUUUAUCUGAAUAUUUUGCUUUUGAAAGGUCUAAAUAUUCUUUGGAAGAAUUUUUUUCAGACAUAAAAACUUUCAAAGACUCCUUUGUGGAAGCACAUAAAGAUGUAAUUAAACAACGAGAACAAGAAGAAAAGAUCCGACGAGCACGAGAAGCACGUGAAAAGGCAGAGCAGGAGAGAUUGAUGAGAAUUGAGCGCAAACGUGCUUUAGUGGAUAUCAAAGGAGAAGCUCAAGAAGGUGUUAUGGAUAGUCUCUUGGAAGCUCUUCAAACUGGCUCGGCAUUUAGUAGAGAUCAGAGACAGAAACGAGCUCGACCACGUGUUGCUGGAGCUGAAAGGCGGGCUCAGUUGAAUAGGAGUAGAAGCAGAUCUGGCCUUGUUGGGGGUGCAUUAAGUGGCAGAGAACUAUCGAAUGAAGUGUUGAGUCAAGCAUAGCUUCCUCUAGAUAUGCAUUUUAUCCAACUUGAGACAUCUGUGAGACUGCUUCAAAUGAGUUUGCAAAUUGUAACUUAAUAGUACAAAGGUUAUUGCAUUUCAAGAUAUUCUUAAAAUGCAAAACUCUUGAAAAGAAUUUGCUUUGCUCUGCCUUCAAGAUGUCCCAUUUAUUUACAGAACAUCUGUGAUACAAAAGUGUGGCACAUGAUUGAAAUAUCAGUGUAUAUUGAAGACUUCUUGAAAUUGUUUCUUGAAGAAGGAAGAUGUUCUUACUUCAAAAGAAAAGAAGAGAAGUUAAAUUUCGUGGAUUAUAAUUAUAAUUGUCAAUUAGAUAAUGAAUCUCAUUUUUAUAUUGUAAAUUUUUAUUUGUAUAUUCUCUGACUUGAAUGAUUCAAGUUUUGUGUACAUUAUAUCAUUGGCUUUGACCAGCCCAUGUAUUUGCCUUUCCUAUGAAUUGUUUAGUAGGAAAUGCAUUUCUCACAAUAAUGGCUUUUAUUAUCCAUCCUCAAUGUCUCAUUUCUUUGAAGAAAGAAUCGAAUAGAUAGUUCAUCCAGGUGUAAUUUAGUUUCAUUGUGAAGAUAAAAUGAUGUGAAGUAAAGUGCUCCGCAACAACAUUCGCUGUUACUCAAACUAUUAUCUUGCCUGUUAUUUGAAAUUCAACAUUUCCAUUCUGUUAACCAGAUCUCGACUGUACUUACGGAAGAAUUGUACAAAUUGUAGUUGAGUACAUUGUUUGUAAAAAAUAUUCAUAAAUCUCAGAAUUGUAAAAAAUACAAGUUUUAACAUUUGGAAAGGCUCUUUCUUCUCCAAAAUCCGAAAUAAAACAGCUGUUACUACUUUUGCUCAGAGAAGUUAGACUGCAGAAUUUUACAACGUGGAUAGAUUCUGAUGUUGUUAUUUUUUUAAUGUACAUAAUCUUGUAAUUAAAGAAAUAUUUAAAAUUUGUAUUAAGAAAAUGUGUAUAUGUCCAAAAUCCAUGGGACCAGAAAGGUGUAGAAUACUUAGCAUUUCUGCUGAUCUGUUAAUGCACAAAUGGAGUCAAAAGCAUGAUUGUUCAUUUCUAUUGUUUUAAAAAACAUUCUACUGAAAUAACUAAUGUAUAAUUAUGUUUUUAACGUGAAUUCUCUGGAAAAAAAAAUGGUGUCUUCGGUACUCUCACACACCUGUAAACAUUGUGAUUAUUAUUUAUUUUUAUUAAAGAGAUAAUUUUUAUAAUUGUACAUAGUGUAAAUGCAUUAACUUGUACUUACAUUUUUUCCAAAAUCAAAUGUCAUUUUAAUAAAGCUAUGAAUUUAACUGUUGU
Molecule: messenger RNA, 5137 nt
Organism: Gryllus bimaculatus (two-spotted cricket)
Lineage: Eukaryota; Metazoa; Arthropoda; Insecta; Orthoptera; Gryllidae
Source: the annotation of a GenBank genome assembly